Gongylonema pulchrum is the source of this 258-nucleotide messenger RNA. The record is from the annotation of a GenBank genome assembly. NCBI's taxonomy places the organism in Eukaryota, Metazoa, Nematoda, Chromadorea, Rhabditida, Gongylonematidae.
AUGACGCAGUACGAAGACUUGUUGGACUAUCAGUGUGGUUAUUGGUGUUAUCACUACGAUGCUCUCAAUGGUGAGCGCAGCUAUUGCCAGCUGCACAUUCCACUGCCUGUCCUGUGCAUGUGCGCCACCUUUUUAGGACCGCCCGAUGGUCAUUUGCUUUUCCGUGGGCACCACUCACUAAUGCGCAUUGUCCACCGGUUAUCGGUAAGGCGAGCAGUAUGUCUUGCUGUCGGAUUUUACCUUCUGGCGUUGACGUGA